Messenger RNA from Ceratitis capitata (Mediterranean fruit fly), 4393 nucleotides. It is a transcript of the gene MEP-1, whose product is annotated as MOG interacting and ectopic P-granules protein 1. NCBI's taxonomy places the organism in Eukaryota, Metazoa, Arthropoda, Insecta, Diptera, Tephritidae. Gene Ontology annotation, biological process: regulation of gene expression. The record is from RefSeq and is a predicted model, not a curated record. Gene Ontology annotation, cellular component: nucleus. The transcript has 6 exons. Bases 19 to 3753 code for a protein of 1244 amino acids.
AGAAGCGCCUCAAAGCAAAUGACUGAAGUCGAUGGUAUAAUGCCGGAGGCAACAACACAAUCCGUUUCCUCAACGUCUUUUGCUACCAGUGAGGAUCAGAAUUCAGCACCUACGGAAGAUUGUACGCCCGCUGGCAUCGGUAAUGAUCAGCAGCAGCAAUUAAAGGACCAACAGAAUGGUUUAAACAAACAAACAAACAGCUGUGGACCUAUAUCAGAUGAACAAAUGGAGGUUGAUGGAGCUGAUACUGAAGAGGAUGAUUCUCAGAUGACAGCCUCAUCAACUACAGAAAAUGGUAGGGGUGCAGUUGGUGGUGGUGAUGGUGAUGAUAGUAAAAUGUCAACAGGCCAAGAUGAUGGUAAUGCCUCAGAAGCAGAUAAAGGUCAGAGCGCAGGUAGCAAAACAGGUACCUUAAGUGUUAGCAAACCCAUUGUUGAUCGGAAGGAGAAUUCACGUAAUUUUUGCAACGAAGAAUUACAAAACUCAAAUACAUGCACAGACAAAUCAGCUGGGGGUGAAAGUGACGAAGAUGUUGAUGAAACCCCACGUUCGCGUAGCACUGCGGGCGAAACAGCAGAUCCUAAUAAAGAUAGUAGCAAUGCGCCGAGUGAGAGCCUCGAGAGGCCUGCCACGGUUAGUAGUAACACUGGCAGUGUUAGUGAGCUGGAAGCCGCCGAUACCACCAGUCAAGAUGAGAAGGCUGUAAAAUGCAAAGAUAUAAUUUUAAAUGCCACAAAAGAUGAAACUGAUGACAGUAGAAGCGUUGGCGCUAAUGAUCCCAUGGACGUUUCUACUGAUCCGCUGUCCAUAUGUAGCGAUAUUAAAGCGUCAAAGCAAAACAAGGAAAAUGGUGUACGAAUGGGCAAUGACGCCAGUGGCUUUGUUGACCUGGGCGAUGAUUCAGACGAAGAAAUUUUACCAACUGCAAAGUCAAGCGAUGCAGCAAACGCUAACGCACCUGCCAACGCUGAUAACAGUGAAUUGACGACAAAAGCCGCUGCUGUACGUAAAACAGGCUCAAUAUGCAGUGACUCAGAUGGUGCUGUAGUUAUAGCCUCAGAUUCAGAUACCGAAGCAAAUUCAAAGGCUACUAAGCAAAAAGCAUGCAAUGAAACAACACAAGUAAUUGACGACGACGAAGAUGAUGACUGUGUUGUUAUAGAGGACGACACACCUGCGCCUGCAGUUCAUGCCGGACAAGCGAUAAGUGAUUUAAAUAAAAGGAAAAAUAUGACACUGGAUUCGCCUCAACACUCGGACGAUUCACAACCGCCAAAUAAGCGUCAGCGUAGCAUGGGACCCAGCACACCUAUAUCUAUUAAAGAUGCACGUUCACUAAUGGCUCACGAUACCGCCGCAGCAACGGCUGCUGCUGUGGCUGCUGCGAAAAAAGUCGCAGAAGGUGGAAUAUACCCCGUAAAUAUUACGCCAGCAGCUGGUGUAGUAUCAAGCAGUGUGCUCCCGAAGUUAAUGCCCGUCUCAAAUACAGGUGGCAUGACUGUUGGAAAUUCCGGCGCGAUUAGUGCUACAUCUUUCACCGGCCUUGGUAAUGCAAAUGCGGCAAAUUUACUGCCGGGUCUAACGGAUGACAUGUUUGUACUUGAGGCACCUUCGUUUAUCGUACCUUAUAUUUAUGAGAAGCCACCGGUAGACAAUUUGAAGAAUAUAGUAAAAGAUAUCGAAAGCAAAUACAAGCUAACAAAAGAAGAUCUCGCUGAUGCAGAUAAAUCAGACGAAUUCGACAUGAUGACUGAGCAAAAUAAAGAGGACAAGGAUGAUAAGAGUAAUAAAAAGAAGAAGCGUAGGCGUGGUGGUGAUGAUCCCGAUGAGUCGUGGUCUGAGGAAUCUGAUGAUGAUGAUGAUGACGACGAUGAUGACGAUUCGGAAUCUGGAAUGCGUACGAAAGUUUUAAUCAAAGAAGUUUCCGAUGAUUUGCCCGCACUGAAAGGAGCUAUUAAACCCGCUGCAGCACUUGUACAAUCGCCUAGUAUGUCAACACAAAAUUCCACCGCUACAUCAAAGCCAGGGCAAGAAAAUUACUUUGAGAGUCCACUUGGCAAGUUUUUUAUGGACAUCGGUGUUGGUUUGGUUCAAGAGUUUGUGCAAUCCGAUUUAAUACGUUUGCAAAAGCGUAAAAUGCGUAAGAGUUUGGGUAAAAAUAUUACUGAGUUCGAACGUGCUAUCUCAGCACUUUCUGGAAAUCUGGAAGCAUCUCGAAAGAAGAAUGCGCCCUUCAAAUUCACUAUGAAACGGUGUGAAUUUUGUAAUUUCAAAUCGGAAUCUGCACUUUCCAUGGCAAAUCAUUAUGAAACGCCACAUAUGAACGGCGCUCUCUAUAAGUGUAACUUCUGCGCUUUUGAGAUACGUAACGCCACAGAAAUUGUCUAUCAUAUGGAGGCUAUACACAAUAUUAAAGCACGUCUUAUCAAGCCGCUGCCAUAUCACCAAUGUCCCAACUGUGGAUUCGAGGAUAAUGGGAAAGCUAAGUUGGGACGACAUCAGCCGGUUUGUGCCAAGAAAUUCCGGCCUGAAAUAAAUUUGGCACCGCCCGCUGACUGGGAGGCACCGGCGAAGAUACCACGUAUCAAACCACGCCAUGGUCUAGUGGGCACUGCGACCGCCUAUCAGGCAAUGGCCGCGCAAGCUGCAGCACAAAAGGCAGCACUUGCAUCUAUACAACAACAGCAACAAGCAGCAGUUCAAGCACGUAACAUGCAAGCGGCUGCUAUGGCUGCUCAAAACGCAGCGAAUAAAAUACGUGGUCGCCCUCCCGUUAUUUCGACUCAAAAAGGGGGCCCCUUACCAACUGGACCUCUGCUACGAGGACCCGCACCGAUUAGAUCUCAAAUGGCUACAAAUGUGGUGCAACCCAACAAUUACCAAGUACCCAGCGGACAGCUUUUACAGGCAGCUAACGCCUUCGCCAAAAAAACACUUUCCGGGCAACCUAGUAUUUCUAUAACGCCACUACCUCGCCAAAAUACCGCACAAGCGGUUGUGACAUCACCGUCGACAAGCAAAAUGCCACCGGGUGGUAUAAAGCCUGGUCAAAGUCCGAUGGGCGCUGCUGGAGCCAACAGUAAAGCACAGUUUGUCAUUUGCGAAAUUUGUGACGGUUACCUCAGGGAUUUGGAACAACUACGCAACCACAUGCAGUGGAUACACAAAGUUAAGAUACACCCGAAAAUGAUUUACAACCGGCCGCCAUUAAAUUGCCAAAAGUGUCACUUCCGAUUCUUCACCGAUCAGGGUCUAGAACGACAUUUGUUAGGCUCUCAUGGUUUGGUCACAAGCUCGAUGCAGGAAGCCGCAAACAAAGGAAAAGAUGCCGGCCGGUGUCCCAUUUGUGGCAGGAUGUAUCAAUGGAAGCUAUUGAAUCAUGUAUCACGCGAUCAUCAUAUGACAUUAAAACCUGCACAUUUAUCAUACAAAUGCACAGUUUGUACCGCAACAUUCGGUAUGUACAAACAGUUCGAGACACAUGUUUAUACGGCGCACAGUACAGUCGCAAAGAAGGCUAUGGAUGGUAAAAAGAAUAAUGCUUCCGCUGCGGCGUCAAGUGGCAGUAGUAUGCCGGCUAGUAGCAGCGGUAUGGGCUUAGGGGGUGGACUUAAUCAUCAACAGCGUAGCAGUUUAAUGGCAACGAAUGAUUCCCUACUGAAACCGCUAAAAAUUAAUGACGAAAUCACUAUUAUACCACAGCCAUCGUCAAAGCCACGUAUCACGAAUCUGGAGAGUCACAUCAUAGAUUAAAUGUAAAAGUGUUUCAACUAAAUGCGGCAGCAAGAAAUUAAAUAUGUACAGUGAUGGAAAAUCCAUUAUUGGUAAAAGCGUUCACUAAAUUUAUAUCUAAUUCAUCAGGUCGCAUUUCAUAAAUUGCUUGAUUCGGCGCUAAUACGCGAAUAGCGAUCGAAUCACACCUUUUACAGUAUAUACAAACACAUACAUAUAUGUAUAAGCAGCUGUAAAAUACUAACAGCAGCAGAUAAGCUACGCUAUACCCCAAUAAUAAGGAAGAACUAUUUGACUCUAAGAAGAACGGAAAAUGGGCUGCUCUACCAACGGGCCUUACAAGAUAUCACUAUACCAUUAUGGAUGGAAAAGUGAAUUGGAAGUUGGACGCUUGCUCAGCCUGAAAAUAUUUAACAAAAAAAAAACUUGCUUUUAUAUAAUUUAUGUAAAAGCAAAAAUACAAUAUUUGAAAGGGUGUAACUGCUCUUCACUGUGGUGGUAAGCAGACACACAUUUCGUGUUUUUGAGGGUACAUAAAUAUUUAUUUAUUAAUUCUGUUAGUUUGUAAUAAAUAAUAAAAAAAAAUGUGAAAGCCAGCGGUAAGCAGAUUAAUGGCGUGUAAAUUAGUAAAAUAACAAUAAAGGAAAGAAAAACAAAAGUA